Molecule: messenger RNA, 3083 nt
Organism: Plodia interpunctella (Indianmeal moth)
Lineage: Eukaryota; Metazoa; Arthropoda; Insecta; Lepidoptera; Pyralidae
Exons: 2
Coding region: 831-2441 (536 amino acids)
Biological process (GO): SCF-dependent proteasomal ubiquitin-dependent protein catabolic process
Cellular component (GO): SCF ubiquitin ligase complex
Source: RefSeq, a predicted model, not a curated record
AACCCCAGAACCGCAGGCAAAUAUUUGUGAUUAAAGGUACAAAUAUUUGCCCGCGCUGCGAAUCGAACCCAGAACCUCAGGAUUGCGGACGGGCAUUGUGGUAAUAAUUUUGGCUUUAAUUGGCUGCGCGACCUAUAAUGGUACAGCAAUUGUAACUUUUUGUAACCCUAUAUAUUUAUAUAUGGGAUUACAAAAGCAUUUUUUAUGCAAUUGGCGUAUCUUGACAACUAGACUGAAAUUUGCAAAAUAUUUUAAGUUUUUCCUUGAUUUGUACAUUAAUUAAACACUAAUUGUAGGUAUUCUAAAUUUGAAGCACUUUUUUUGAACACUUAUUAGUACUUACUAAUUCCAUGGCUAGAAGUGACUUGAUGAUCGGUCUAGCGAGUGAGUGAGUAGACCGCAAGAGUACCUACUCGUGACCCCAUGAUUAUAUGUACUCCGGAUUCGUUUUCGAUUCUAUGAUACAUUUUUUUUGUUCUCGCAGGUUUUGACUUCUUAGUGCUUACCUAACUACUUACAAACCUAAGCAAACCCUCUUACUAAGUUUCAGGAUUUGAGUCAGCAUCCUUUUUUUCUUUAAAUUUGUUCUUGUAGAUAUAUUUUACUUCAGUUUACUCCUUACCUACUUGUAUCGUUGUGGAAACGCUUACAACACAUAUACACACGUUUGAACGAGAUAAAAAUAUACGUCUAAUAAUAGUACCCAUCCCAGUAGAUAUGUGCCGGUAGUGCUGUUUCAUUAGAUUUCACUUCUUAGAUAAUAUUUUAUUGAACAUCAACAUUGAGUAUCAGCCCAGGCCUCAUUUUGUGUGAGAAAUAUAAAGGUGAACAUGUUUCGCGAUUCACAAACUGUGAAUUGUCCAGAUUGUGACACUCGUCAUAAACAGCCAAGAAAGUUGGAGAGUUUAUCCCUUAGCAAAUUGGGCGAUUGGGUAGCAUUACAAGCAGAAAUAAACAUGAUUCCUAUAGCUGCUUUAGCUCAAAAAAAUAUUAAUGGUGCACAUGAGACAUUAGCGAAUCAUGUUAAUGUUGUUCGAAGCCGUCUAAGAAGUAACGUACCUUGGAUGCUUCACGACUUGUUAGCUCAUGAAGUAAUAAGAGCAUUGUCAGAUCUUCUGGAAAAAACUAAAAGAUCUUUGGGUUUCAGAGGUUCGAUGGGAAAGUUUGUUAGUCAGAUUAAUGUUAUCGUUGUUAUGGCUGAAGUGUUAUUCACAAAAUAUUUUACAUUUCUUUCUAUUGAUAAUAUUCCUAAAAUGUUACGACAUAGCUUUUAUUCUAAAUUGUUUAUGCUCAAAGGACUCGUGUACUUGAAUCUUGGCUCGCUGUCUGGUGGCUGGAAAACAGCAGACAUGGAGGAGGCUGUUAUAAAAUCUUUGCAAGAACUGCAUCGCUUAAAAUAUCUUUUUAUAAAUUAUGACUGCACUGAUAAUAUUCUGAAAUGCAUUGCAGAAAAUUGUAAGCUGAUCGAAAAAUUAGAUAUCUCAUGUUCCAAAUGUAUAACAAAUGAUAGUAUUCACAUAAUAUCGAAAUUAAAAAAAUUGAGAAGCAUUCAGUUAUAUAGAACAUUUGUUACUGCCGAGGGUUUUAUAACACUGCUCUUAAGGUGUAAAAACUUGGAGGAUAUCGGAAGAUGUGACGAAAUUGGAUCUAUAUUAGAAAACAUUAACAUAUCUAAUUGGGAAGAACGAGUUUUUAAUUUAAAAGUAUAUGUUAGUAGAUAUUCGACACUUCAUCAGUUACAGCUAGCUGUGGAGAUGUGUCCCUAUAUACGAAGUAUGACCGUGUUUCAUAAUACUUUACAGAGUGAUUUAAUGGUUCUUGUUGGACUGAAAGAUCUCCGAGAGAUGAAACUAUUGUCAUGCGAUUUCUAUGCCGAUCAAAUCAAACAAGUUCUACAUGUAAAAGGUUGCAAUAUUACAAGUUUACACCUUGAGCAUGUGGAUCAAAUAGAUUUGAAUGCUUUAAUGUACAUUAGCCAAAUGUGCCCUUUGUUGGAAAACUUCACUCUAUACAACUGCACGCUUAUACAACAUACUUCAUUGUAUACUAAGAAACUAGAAAUAUUACCUUUUAGAAACUUAAAGAGAGUAACCAUUAUUUCCACUUGUACUGAUGCACAAUUAUUAUUUAUACUAACAAACUGUUUGAAUGCCGAAUUUAUUCAUAUAGGAACAGCUAUUCAACUUUCAGAUGAGUUUAUUUUUAAUAUAUUGGAAAAAAAUCCAUUUAUUUAUUUAAAAGAAUUGCGUGUAAUGCAAUCCGAUUUCUUAACACUUAAUUCAGUAGAGCGUAUAAUACAAACGUGUAUGAGUUUAGAGGUUUUAGUAGAGCUUGAAAGUUGGUCUUUACUAUCUGAAAAUGAUCGACAUUAUAUAAGAGAUUACAUCAGGUUAAACAAUUUGAAGUUAGAUAUUGCACCUAUUCGAAGAUACGAUGUGUAAUAAUUAAUACAUGCAUUUUUUUUACCAAUUUAAACGUUAAUUACAUUUAAUUAAACAGUAAGUCACCUCAUAUGAUAGAUGGCUGAAUGUCGCCUAAGCUUUUACAAUGCGCCUAGAAAAAAUGCCGUGUACUUAAGUAUACGUACAUACCCAAAAUUUUAAUUUCAGCGCACAGACGGGGACUCUGUAUUUGAGAUUUUGUGAAAAAAGGUGGAAAACUGGCAUUUUGCGAUUAUUAUUAAUUUUAAUGCAACAUGCAAAGGGUCACCUGCGUUUUCAUACAUAAAAUGUCUCUGAAUCAUGUACAUAACAAACGUGAGAACAUUGUAAUUAUAUGUUUAGUGAAAAGGGACCAAUUACCAACGCUUAGAAUUGAAUUACUUAUAUAAUGAUUUAGCUUUCGCCCCGUUAAUAUCGUUCCUUCGGGAACAGAGGAGCUACAAUGAAAAAUAAAACACGUAGCACAGUUCAGCCUUCAGUUCCAUACAAUACUAAAAAUAUUGCUCCAUUAAUAACUAUGUAACUGACAACUAAAUCUCUGGCUAUUACAGUUUAAACUUUCAAAAUGUGUUGCCCAACAAUUUGAUUUUUGUAAGUGAAUAUUGAAUUGUUUUUUUUUCCAAUAAAUGUGAAUAAAUUCAA